AUGGCCAUUGCGUUGGACAGUGAGUUCCUUAAAACCCACGGAGUUGUCCUUACGAGAUCUGUUGCGUUUGUUCCAUUCUCUUUUGUUAGGGAAACAACAGGUAUAUCGCAGCAAAAGCAACAAAUACCAAAGUGCAAAACAUCUUUUGGUAAUCCUUUUGUUCUUAGCAUCAGCCCUAAGGAAGUAAUGUGCCGCGCAGAUUUACUCCCUUGUGGUCAUUCUCUUAAUUCAAUAGUUCAAUCCUCCGUAGUAAGUGGAGAAAAGUUAAAAAAUAUUCAAGAAGAAUAUAAACAAUUAAAGAGUAAAACUACUACAGAGAGUUUUGAAGAAAAAGAAUAUACGGAAAAUAAUAAUUAUUCUUCACUUACAGAUUUUGAUUCACUUUGUCCCCAUAGCAUCCCGAAUAUUAGACGUCUGGAUAAGGCAUGGGUAGAAUCCGUUUAUAUGGCACCAGUAAAUUCACUAGAGUUUCGAGAUGCGGCUAUGCAAUUAAAUCACCUUCGUGCUUACGGUAAAGGAAGACGACGUCAACGAGCUUUACCCUUCCUCUUGCGGUAUCAUCCGAAACUUUUACAAGAUAUUUUACGAUCAUCGUUUCCUUCAGCUAAUGCAUGGUGUUCAUGGUUAACAAUGUGUGGAGAUUUAGUUGAAAGAGAACUUCAAAAAUUAGGGGAUGAACAUCGUCAAUUAUCGGAUGUUUGUACCUUUGAAAAUAGUCAGGGAAAAUUAGAUGACAAGAAAAAGGGAAAUUUUCCUCAAUAUAAAGAGUGUAAUACCCUUGAAGAAUUUUCAUAUGAAUUAAAUCGCACUUGGUCUUCUUUAAUGGUCUCCGUUUCUAGUGGGGGUAGUAAAUUUUACUGCUACGGUGACGGCGAUUUGAAGGCUAUACAAAAUACCCUCCAAUUAAGUUGUAAAAUGUUGGAACGGCAUUCCUCUUCGAUAACAAAAAAAACGCAAUCGGUUAACACAAAAACUUUCAAUCAUCAGCAAAAUGGUUUUGAAGAGGGUGAAGAUGGGAAGAAAGAGGUUCUUCUCGGGUCGGGGGCCGGGUGCGGGACCGUGGACACCGGCAGACUCCUCACCUCACCGCAUCAGGCGAGGCCGCUGGACGCGACAAGGCACCCACUUUUUGCCGCCGCAGGGUUUCGCACCUCCCCUGGGGCAAUCCCGGCGCUAACGGAAGCAUUGAAAAAAGCCGCCUUGGCUGAUGAAACGGCGGUGCGGUUGUUAAAAGAAAACGCUCCGCACAAUCCCGUUUGGGAUGCGAGAGCUUUGGCUUGUGUUUGCGCCUCUUGCGGGAUAGGCCCCCCAUAA
Messenger RNA from Trypanosoma theileri, 1314 nucleotides. RefSeq lists its product as uncharacterized. Bases 1 to 1314 code for a protein of 437 amino acids. The record is from RefSeq and is a predicted model, not a curated record. NCBI's taxonomy places the organism in Eukaryota, Euglenozoa, Kinetoplastea, Trypanosomatida, Trypanosomatidae. The transcript has a single exon.